AUGCGGAGCUUUCUUAGCCAGGUCGGCCUCAAGAGCAGCGCCGGCGAGGAGCAGCGGGAAGGGCCCGAAAACGACGGUCCGGACGCAGACGCUGCUGAUGUAAUGGGGUCCUUCGCCUCCCCGAAGCGGCUGGGCCAUCAUGGUUCGAUCAGCGACGCUUGUGUCUUGUCCUACGAACCAACCAACGGACUGAUGGCCGUCGCCUCCCGCGGGGGUCUGGUCAAAGUGUUCGGCGGGCCGGGGGUGGAGCUAGUUCUCGAGGAGGAGGGGGCGUCCGUCGCCGGCGAGGACCCACCGUCCCAUCUGCUCUUCGCGACGCCGAGCCUCCUCGUUGGGGUGACGGCAACGGGUGCCGUGUUGGUGUGGGACCUCGCGGCAGGAGGGCGCGGCGGUAGCAUCCCCUCCCCGCCGGACCCCGCCACGGGCCUCGACGAGCGCGUCACGUCCGUUCACUCACACGGCGGCGGCGGCGGCGGCGGCCUCGCCUCCGACGCCCACGAAGAGCGGUACGUCUUCCUGGGCUUCGAGAGCGGUCGCGUUCGCGUCGCGCAAGUUUUCCCUGUGUAUCGCGAGUCCGGCUACACCGUGGAGCCUCAGAACACGAGCCACGGAGCACCCGAUGAGCUGCUGCAAGCGCCCGGCAAGAGUUUGGGGGCCGUCACCGCCAUCGCAUCUUUCGGAGAUCGGGACGGCGGCGGCGGCGGGUUUGGCAUUUUUGGACACCGGUGCGGCGGAAUCGUGGUCUGGGAUUGGGUCCGCCGGAAGCGACUCGCGCUCCGGAGUCUGGGCAAGUCGCAAGGCAAGAAGGAGGAGGAGGACGACGACGAGGAGGAGGACUUCGAGGACCGGGAAGGUCGCGAGGUGACGAGCCUGGCGUUGCACCCUUCCGGCGAGGCGUUCGCGGCCGGGUUCGCGGCCGGCUGCUACGCGGUCUUCUCCGUCUCCUCGUCGCCCUCGCACGAGACCGGCCCGCCGCGGUGGGUGCGCGAGGUCGGGGACGACGGCUCGUGCCCGAGGGAAGGGCCGACCAUCGUGCGAACGGCGGUCUCCCUGGUGCGGUGGGUGCGCGUGCGCGGGGCCGGGGCCGGCCGAACGUCGGGGCUUGUCGUGGCGGGCGGCGUCGAGAUCGAGGAGGGCGAGGAGCCCGAUGGAGUAAGCCUGCUGGUGCCGUCAUCUGAGGCUGUCGGUGCGCGCGGCGGCGGCGGCGGCGGCGGCGGGAGGGCCUUAAAGAAGAAGGACGUCGUCACGGCGGCGAAGGCCGCGCUCGAGACCGCUGUUUUCGUGCCCUUCGCCAUGGGACAGGAGAGGCUGUCCCACGUACAUUGUGUGCUCUCGGGCACAGGGGCGCCGACACGAGAGCCCCGUAGGGCAGGAACGAGGUCUUCCGGCGACCUGUCUGAGGACGCGAGGGUCGGCGGCAAGGAUGAGCCAGAUUCAGCAGCGGCGCAGGAGGACGAGGUCGAGGUAGCCGAGGAGCUGGUCGUCCUCGGGCUGGUGAAGUGGAACGAGGAGUUUCUAGGCGACGACGGAAGGCUGCACUUUAGGCUCGCUUCGUCCAUCCAGGCCUGCCCGAUCCAGACGAGCCCCUACGUGGCCCUGCUGCAGCUGGCGCCGGAGAGGUUCGGACCGCAUCUCUCGGGGUUUGCGACGGUCACGGCGGUCGCGUCCACGCCGCUCCUGUCCUCGUCCACGAUCCUCGACUUCAUGACGUGCUUGGGGGCCGAACAGGUGCAGGAGGAGGGUCGAAACGGCUCGCAGACCACGGCGUCCCCCCUCCUGCGAGGCGGUUACCUCCGAUGGCCCGACAGCGUCCCUUCCCGCAGGCGCGACGAAGCCCUGGGCACCAGCGAGCUCCUCGUCGCGGGCCACUCGGACGGGUCGCUCAGCUUCUGGGAGUGCUGCGGGCCGGCAUCGAGGCAGGACGCGGUCUGUCUCUCGGAGGGCAGGGUGGUCAUGCGCGAGGUCCCCUCGGGGACCGUCCUGCUGGGCUCCGUGCCGGCCGCCGGAUUGGGGUCCCCCGAAGAGGGCGCGGGAAACGCCGCCGUGACCGCGCUCGACGUGUGGGUUGAGCGCGACCACGUCGCGGCGGCGGCGGGGGCGGCGGCGGCGGGGCGCAACGCUUGCUGGGUGGCGGUCGGCCUCGAGAGCGGGGACGCCAGGGUGAUCGUUUUGUCCAACAGGAUGGAAGCCGGGUGCAGCAACCCAGAAUUUCCUAGCGGUAGCGGCGGUGGCUGUAAGGCAGGGUCGGGGGGGGGGACGCCGCUGGCGGAGAAACCGGUAGAGGUUUCUGACGUGAAGCUGGGCGACGACGGAACGACCGGAGAUGACUCGACGAAAGGCAGCAGCGGCGGCGGUCGACUGUUGAAACGGUUCUUGAAGCGCGGAACGGGGCAGCAGCCGUCUCCCGGGGACGAGGAGGGCGCAAUGGAAGACACCGAGCUGGAAGCGGCUAUCGCGGAGGCACGGGCAGAAGCGCGCGCGAUUGCGGCGCUCGAGGAGUCGAGGGAAGGGGCUCCGGAGAAUGCUGAAACGCCGGAACCUCGAGGGACAGUCGACGAUGCGCGAAAACGCGAAUCCGUUGGGGGGGAAGGGGAGGCGCAGGAGACGGAUGAUCACGAAGAGAGCGAUCAUCUUCGGCAAGAGCUUUCCGAGGCCAUGGCCGACGAGGGCGCGUGGAGCGGAUCCGUCAUGUCACCUUUGCCCAAACGACCGCCUCCGAAGCACGCCCCGGAGGCAGAGAAAGGAGAAGAAGAGAAGCUCCGCCUGGACGAACCCCCGAAAGCCUCCCUCAUACAACUCGCGCUCAGGCUGCACAGCCACGCGGUUCGGUGCGUCGCCCUGUCGUUCGACGCGCGGGGGUCGGCCCUGGUCCUCGUCGUAGCGGACGAGGCGGGCGUCGUCUCCGUGACGGAUGUCUCCACCGGCUCCGCCUCGCUUCUGCCCAUGCGCGUCCCGCAGUCCAGACCCUGCCGUCCGAGCGUCACGAUCGGCCCUAUGCCGAGUGCCCUUUCGGGGGGGCAAACCCCAGAACCCGGUGCCUCCGGGGCACUGUUUGUCUUGCUGGAGGGAUGGCUCAACGUCUUCGACCUUGCAUCCAGGGACCCCGUCGAUUUUGUUCAGGUACCUGGGCUUGCGCCGCCGAGUGACGAUAGCCAUAAAAGCGGCGGAGGCGGCGGCGGCAGAGCCGGUAUUCGGGAAGAUGACUUCGCCGGGUCCGCAGGGAGAACGAGGAGUCGCGAGCGGAGCGAAGAAACCCCCUGGCUUGCCUGUGUGGACAAGCACGGCCUGCCGCUCCAGCCGUACGCGUCGGAACCGUUCAGCUCUUCCUUUAGCCCCCCGCCACGAAAGGAUCAUGCCGGCACGGAAGCCGACGGCGUGAAAUUGGACCCAGAAGACGCCCCCGUCCACUCGCACACCAUCUGGGUCUCUCCCGUGCCCUCGCGCACCGCGCUCGACGACUACCACGAGCACGAACUGCAGGUUCUCAGCGACACGCCGCCGCCGGAACCGUUGUUGUUGGUAGUGCGCGGGGCAACGGCAGUCGUCCUCGCCAUCUCCCGGAGGGACGCCGACGGCGUUACGUCAUCAGUGUUUGCCCGGCGGGGCUCGGUCUCUCCGGACGCGGCGACUUUCAAGGGAAGGUCGGGCGCCGAGCUGGUUGUGCGGUCUCGGGGGACGUUGCCGCCGGCCCGGAGAAGCGCGGUGCCGCCGACGAUCGACGGCGCCGGUGUCUGCUUGGUGGCGGCGGCGGGGGGGGAAGGGCUAGAAGCGGCGACGAUGCCGGAUUGCGAAGAGGCGCGCCGUCGCUGGCGCAGAAGUCCGUGUGCAAUUCCGUCGGGGAGCUCACGCUCCAAGGGAUGGCAGGGGCAGUCCUCCACCGGCGACGACAACGACAGCGGCGGCCGCGGCGGCGGCGGCGGAGGGGCCCUGUCGUCUUCCAGGGGGAGAUCCGCAAAGGGGAUGCUGGGGAGACUGUCGCUGGGCGGGUCGAAAAAGAACAUUGCCGAUGUGUUCGCUGUCGAACCCUCGCUCCGACAGGAUUCAAUAGGCGGGGGCAGCGGGAGCACACGCUCCUUACUUUCGUCGAGCGCUGGCGGUUCAUCCGGUCGUGCGGCAGGGGGCAGGGGGGGAGGGCAAACGGAGCAGCACCAACGCGAUGCUCUGUUCGGGCAGCGAGAAGCCGGGGCCGGCGGCGGCGGCGAGACGUCGGCGGUGGGCGGGGCUCGCGGCGGCGUUAGCGGCGCCCACGCGGCGGCCAGCGAAGCCCGCGACCUGGCGAUCGAGCGAGGAGAGAAGUUGGAAAAUUUAGUCGAUAGGUCGCGCCAGCUCGAAGACAGCGCGAUGGCAUUUGGCGACAUGGCCAAGCAGCUCCGGAAGCAGCAAGAAGACGAAGCGUGUUGCAUCUCGUAAGAUGUUGGCUGAUUGUAUCUACAAUAGGUUCUUGGUGUGUGGCAAUCAAUCCUGUUGUUCUGAAGAACGACGGUCUUGUUGGUUCGAUGUGUUAAGUGUGUUUGUACGCCGCACCCCCAAAUUUUACGCAACGGGGAUCUGCCUUGAAAUACUUUUCCACAACAGCGUUAGUUCAGGAUAAACGGGGCCGACCAAUGUGUUCCGGGGGCGCCAAUCUCUUGGCCCAUAAGAGUCUUGGGAGAACAUCACUCUUGUAGAUACGCCAUGUCUGGCAAAAAGGACCCGCCUAUUGCAAGGCACUUGACGUCUUGAGGAAGGCAUUCGGAUGGGAUAGGUAGGAAAAUGGAUGGCUGUCACAGAAGUUUCGCAAGACGGGCAGGCUUGCUCAGGCAACGCUUUUGGCAGACAGAAGCAAGGGACGGUCCGAUGUGUACUAUGGCCGAAACCCCAACAUUGUCUGACGAUUGAGAGUCUGUACUGCGAGAUCACAUGUUGGCAUGGGACAGCGAGUGUUUUCGGGUGUUAUGCGGGCGCUCUUGUGGGAUGACGUGGGGUUACCGCAGCAUAUGGGAGGGCGGGGAGGACUUGGCGGAGCGGUUUCUCUGGGGGUGGACGGAGACAACGCAUGGCCAGGAGCCCUAGGACAUACAGAUUAUGACAUGUGGUUUUGGGGUCAACACCGCACGCGCAGAUUAACGUACAUGUCGAGCGCAGCAUGAUGGUGAAUCCUAGGAAUUCCUAUUCGUACACCACCGUGCGCAAUAACAAAACCUGAAACACGG
This is a messenger RNA of Ectocarpus siliculosus, 5192 nucleotides long. The record is from the annotation of a GenBank genome assembly. NCBI's taxonomy places the organism in Eukaryota, Phaeophyceae, Ectocarpales, Ectocarpaceae.